Cryptosporidium ubiquitum is the source of this 855-nucleotide messenger RNA. RefSeq lists its product as uncharacterized. Lineage: Eukaryota; Apicomplexa; Conoidasida; Eucoccidiorida; Cryptosporidiidae. The transcript has a single exon. The coding region runs from base 1 to 855 and encodes 284 amino acids. The record is from RefSeq and is a predicted model, not a curated record.
AUGGAGGACGAGGAACUUGGUACGACAAAUACAUCUAAUUUAACUUGCCCAAUGAAUUUGGAGGAGGUGAAAAAACAUGAUAUUGAUAAUCCAGAGAAAGUAUUAGUUAAAGGGCAGUCUGUCGGGGAAGAGAAUACCACAAUAACAAUGGAGAAAGACAAUGCGGAGAAACUUAAAUCUCAGCAGGCUAUUGGGGAAGAGCCAAAUAGGGAUGCAGGUGAGUCUCCAGAAGAAGCUGUAUGUUUGGAGAAUUCAAACAUAUCAAAUUCAAAUAUUGGAAGUACACUAAAGAGUGAGAAACUGGGCGAAAAUAAAGAGAGCACAAAAAUGGAGGAUACUCCUUGCUCUGGGAGUGAGAAUAAAAACAAGCAUCUCUCUAAGAUAGACUUCUCUGUCUUUGAAGAAGGUUUAUACAGACGUUACAAAUCAUUUUUCCACGAUAAGCAAGCCAAUGAAAUCGAUUUGUCCCAGGACAAGAUUACAGUUUCCAAGAAAAUUAAUGAACAUUUUAGUGGUUUUGAAAUUAACCCUGUUGAUGUUAUUCGGACUUUUUUGGUUUUAAGAAAAAACUCAGAGCAUUCGCAUGGACAUUUUGUGAUGUCACCAGCACAAUCUCCUGAACCAAAUAUACAUCCAUCCUCCGAGGGAAAUACUAGAGGGAGAAGAUGCGCUAAUAAGGACAUUGGAAGUGUAGGUAACGAUGCAAAUAACACAGAAGCUAAUGCAAACGGUGCGAACUCCUAUAAAGGUGAAUACAAAUCAGAAAAUUCUUCUAUUGCGGAUAACCAUGCAGAAAUUGGAGUGUCCACAAGAAAUAGUAGAAAAGGACGCGUUUCUAAUCGUGGAAGAAGGUAG